GGGGCGGGGCGUUGCUGUGCCGGGCUCGCAGCGGCCGCCGGCCCCGCGGCUGCCUUUCCUUCCCUGGCCGCCCUUCCCUCCUGGUGCCGCUGUCCUCACCGUGCCCCCCUUUGCCCUUAGUGCCGCUAACCCCCCCCGUGCCGCCAUGCCGGGCCCACCCUGCGGGUCCCUGCUGGACUACAAGACUGCCAAGUUCUCGCUGACGCGGAACCGGCGGGUGGGGCUGCUGCACCGGCUGCUGCAGCUGGGCGCGCUUGGCUACCUGCUGGGGUGGGUGCUGCUGCUGCGCAAGGGGUACCAGGAGCGCGACACAGCCCCGCGUGUCGCCGUGGUCACGAAGGUGAAGGGGGCGGCGGUCGCCGAGGCCGCGGGCCGGCGGCUCUGGGACGCUGCGGAUCUCACCUGGCCCCCGCAGGGAGAAAAUGUGCUUUUCCUGGUGACCCAUUUCAUCGCCACAAUCCAGCAAGCCCAAGGCACCUGUCCCGAGAGCCCCUCUGUCCUCGACGGGAUGUGCACAGAAGAUGCAGAUUGUCCCAUGGGAAACCCUGUGGUUCAUGGCAAUGGGAUAAAAACUGGGAAAUGUCUGAUGUUCAAUGCCACCCAUUCCACCUGUGAGAUCUAUGGCUGGUGUCCUGUGGAGAAUAGCACCCUUCCCAGGAAACCUCUUCUGGCUGAGGCAGAGAAUUUCACUCUUUUUAUAAAAAAUACUGUCCACUUCACCAAAUUUAACUUCUCCAAGUGCAACACCUUACAAACCAGUGACCCCAGCUAUUUCAAGAGCUGCACAUAUGAUCCAGUCUUCAACCCCUCCUGCCCUGUGUUCCGUGUCCGUGACAUGGUGGAGGCAGCUGGAGAGAACUUUGGAGACCUCGCACUACUGGGGGGAAGUAUCAGAGUUCUUAUCGAGUGGAACUGCGACCUGGACCACCCCGCUACCCAGUGCCAACCACAGUACUCCUUCAGCCUGCAGGACAUGAGGUACAAUUUCAGAACUGCCUCCUACUACUGGGGCUCGCAGCAGCAGCUCUACCGGAACCUGCUGAAGCUCUACGGGAUCCGCUUCGACCUCUCUGUGCAUGGCCAGGCUGGGAAGUUCAGCAUUGUUCCUACUGCCGUGAGCUUUGGCACCAGCAUCGCCUUCUUUGGUGCCGCUACAAUGAUCUGUGACCUGGUUCUGCUCUACCUUGAUGCAAAGGCUGACCUUUAUUGGAAGGAGAAGUUUGAGGAGGUAAGGAUAGGGCCACAUGGGAGAGAGGAGGUUUUGAGGUGAAGCAUUUUGGAUUUAAUGAUUUUCUGCCCUUUGGUUAAAACUCAGUUCCCAAGAUCAGGGAAAAACCUAGUGGAGCAGCUCUUAGUUUUCAAUUUUUGGGCUUGAUUGCCAGUCUGACCUGGGAGAGAGAUCCAGCUGCUGCUGGGAAUCAGGGAAAGUUGUGUCAUGACCUCAUCUACUGUCAAAACAUCCAUCAGUGGGUCGCCAUGGAGACCUUAAUCUGGAAAACUGACCCAGCUCUGCUUUUCACCCUCUUCCAAAGGGAAUCUGUUGGGACUCCAUGCAGAGAGGGGCCAGCUCUUCAGGGCACAUCCUGUUCUGUGGGUCAUUGACAGGUUUAUGUGCCAAACAUUAUUCCAUUGUGGGAAUUCACUGCCCUGGUGAAUCAGGGAGUCACAGGGAGUCCCCUGCAGACCAGGAGAGCUGGCAGUCCUGCCUCAGGUCAUUUCCAGCUUUGUCUGUCAAGUCUUUGGAGCCUCUGAGGACUGAGAUUCCCCA
Molecule: messenger RNA, 1768 nt
Organism: Passer montanus (Eurasian tree sparrow)
Lineage: Eukaryota; Metazoa; Chordata; Aves; Passeriformes; Passeridae
Product: P2X purinoceptor 6-like
Exons: 11
Coding region: 146-1270 (374 amino acids)
Biological process (GO): monoatomic cation transmembrane transport; response to ATP
Cellular component (GO): nuclear inner membrane; plasma membrane
Molecular function (GO): extracellularly ATP-gated monoatomic cation channel activity; ATP binding; purinergic nucleotide receptor activity
Source: RefSeq, a predicted model, not a curated record